This is a messenger RNA of Aspergillus tubingensis, 699 nucleotides long. RefSeq names its product EXPERA domain-containing protein. The transcript has 4 exons. Lineage: Eukaryota; Fungi; Ascomycota; Eurotiomycetes; Eurotiales; Aspergillaceae. Gene Ontology annotation, molecular function: steroid Delta-isomerase activity; cholestenol delta-isomerase activity; C-8 sterol isomerase activity. Gene Ontology annotation, cellular component: endoplasmic reticulum; membrane. Gene Ontology annotation, biological process: sterol biosynthetic process. Bases 1 to 699 code for a protein of 232 amino acids. The record is from RefSeq and is a predicted model, not a curated record.
AUGACUACCAUGGACUCCAAAGCUCUACCCCAUCCCUACUACCCCCUCAAUGCUCAAAUCCAUGGUUAUGCUCCCAACGAGGCUUCCUUACUCAGUAUCCUCAGUACUGCUAGCGUGGGCGCGGCAGCUUUACUGGGAAUCAUUCUCACCCUGACCAGUAGACUCCGACCAACGCUAAAGAAUGCCGACCGUCUUGCUAUUCUGUGGUUUGCCCUCUCGGGUACGAUUCACUGCUUCUUCGAGGGUUAUUUUAUGAUCAACCAUGCUCGUAUGGCAUCCGCGCAGGACUUUUUCGGUCAGCUAUGGAAGGAAUAUGCCCUGUCGGAUUCGCGAUACAUGACCUCAGAUACCCUUGUCUUAUGUAUGGAGACUAUCACGGUCCUUCUUUGGGGCCCGCUCUGUUAUCUGGUCGCAUACUUGACCCUUUCUCAGCAUCCUCUGCGCCAUCCAUUGCAGAUCAUCGUGUGCAUGAGCCACCUCUAUGGCGAUGCUCUGUACUAUGCGACCAGCUUGUUCGAUCACUACGUUCAUGACCGACCGUACUGCCGCCCGGAGCCUUACUACUUUUGGGUGUACUAUUUCCUCAUGAAUUUCAUCUGGAUUGUGGUUCCAUUCUACUAUCUCUACCGGAGUAUCCGGACAAUAACAGAGGCUCUUAGAGCCGUGGAAAAUACUUCCAAACAGCGCAAGGACCGAUAG